Molecule: messenger RNA, 1385 nt
Organism: Bacillus rossius redtenbacheri
Lineage: Eukaryota; Metazoa; Arthropoda; Insecta; Phasmatodea; Bacillidae
Exons: 2
Coding region: 191-1171 (326 amino acids)
Source: RefSeq, a predicted model, not a curated record
UCUAUUCAAAGAUAAAAAUCCUGACAUUAACUGCAGUUAUCAGUUUUUCAUUAAGUUUUUCAAUGAAAACUUUUCUCUAUCAUUUGGCAGACCCCAGGUUGAUUGCUGCUGUACUUGUGAGGAGUUAAAACUUAAAAUUAAAAGCCCUCACAUAAAUGAAGCAGCCAAGAGGUGUGCGGCAGCGGAACUAAUGAUUCACAGAAGGAGGGCAAAGAAGUUUUAUAAUGAACUUAAAAAAGAACGAGACUGCAAAACUGAACCACACGUUCUGUCCAUCUGUAUGGAUUAUAUGCAAAAUAUUCAAUUGCCACGAAUCCCAGUUCAAGAGACUUUCUAUAUGAGGCAGUUAACAGUCAAUGUUUGCUGCAUACAUAACAUAAAGGAACAUAGUGCUAUGUUAUACCUUUAUCAUGAGGGUACUGCCAACAAAGGCCCAAAUGAAGUGUGCUCACUUUUAACGGAUUAUUUGAACACGGUUCCUCCAGAAAUUAAGGAGAUAAGGAUUUUCUCUGACAACUGUUCUGGCCAAAACAAAAACCACUCACUGGCACGUUUGUUAUUGGCUUUAACACAAACUGGUCGAUUUAAUAAAAUAGAACAGUUCUUCCCCAUCAGGGGUCAUUCGUUUCUCCCCUGUGACCGAGAUUUUUCAAUGAUUAAAAGACAGCUGAGGAAACAUGACCGUUUAUAUUCCUUAAGAGAAAUCACUGAAUUAGUAAUCAAGAGCAGUAAUAAUAAUAAGUUUAUGGUGACACAUGUGAAAUCGGAACACAUAUUCGAUUACAAAAAUUGGUGGCCUCAAUAUUACAAAAAGUCUGUCGUUUCAGAAGAAACGCGCCCGAGAUCAGUUCCGAAAGAUGAUAAGCAACAGUUUGGCAUAAGUUCCUUCAUGCAUUUUUCUUUUAGUCAAGAAAUGCCUGGAACAAUUGUUGCACGAAAAUUUAUCAAUGGUAUGGUACUACAUACUUUUUGUUUGCGGCAAGCAAUGACGAACCCCGAAUUUCCACCAUGCAUUGCUUAUCCAGAAGGGAAGGUCCCCAUUAAAAAAAAGAAACUAGAUGACAUACGAAAACUUCUGCCCUAUAUUCCCGAGGAGCAUAAACAAUUUUACAUUGAUAUUUCUAACUGGCCAACAGCUGAAAACAUUGAUUUGGAAGUACAAGAUGAUUAACUGGAGAACAUUGAUUUGUAGGUACAAGAUGAUUAACUAACUGUAUAUAAUUUAAUUUUUGACACACUGUACAUGAGUAAAUAAACUAAUAUGUAGUAAAAUAUAACAUAUUGUAUCUUCUUUUCUACCAUUUUGUUGGAUAAGAAACAAUUAAAAUAAUAUAUAUACUAAAAUAACAAUAAAAUAUAAAAGAGUGUUUAAUAAAAUACUUUUC